Messenger RNA from Mandrillus leucophaeus (drill), 512 nucleotides. RefSeq names its product chemokine (C-C motif) ligand 4-like 2 (gene CCL4L2). Gene Ontology annotation, molecular function: CCR chemokine receptor binding; chemokine activity. Gene Ontology annotation, cellular component: extracellular region. The record is from RefSeq and is a predicted model, not a curated record. NCBI's taxonomy places the organism in Eukaryota, Metazoa, Chordata, Mammalia, Primates, Cercopithecidae. The coding region runs from base 318 to 512 and encodes 64 amino acids. The transcript has 2 exons. Gene Ontology annotation, biological process: G protein-coupled receptor signaling pathway; inflammatory response; immune response.
AGUCUCGGUCACUGCCUUUGGUUGUACCACUUCCCUUUUAUUCUCGCCUGAACCUCCCUCAUCUUUGCUCUAUGAUGACAUUGCCCUGGGGAAGAGAAGCUGAGAGGAACUCCUCACUCAGCUAGCUUCAGGAGCCAUGACAUCAUCUGUACCAUGGAAAUUCCGCUCACUCUCCCGAGCCCCCACAUUUGUCCCAGGCCUCAGAGUCUCUAUAAAGAGAGAUUCCCAACUCAGUAUCAGCACAGGACACAGCUGGGUUCUGAAGCUUCUGAGUUCUGUAGCCUCACCUCUGAGAAAACCUCUCUUCCACCAACACCAUGAAGCUCUGCGUGACUGUCCUGUCUCUCCUCGCGCUAGUAGCUGCCUUCUGCUCUCCAGCACUCUCAGCACCAAUGGGCUCAGACCCUCCCACCGCCUGCUGCUUUUCUUACACCGUGAGGAAGCUUCCUCGCAACUUUGUGGUAGAUUACUACGAGACCAGCAGCCUCUGCUCCCAGCCAGCUGUGGUGUGA